Messenger RNA from Danio rerio (zebrafish), 5083 nucleotides. NCBI's taxonomy places the organism in Eukaryota, Metazoa, Chordata, Actinopteri, Cypriniformes, Danionidae. The record is from RefSeq and is a predicted model, not a curated record.
GAAGGAUCCUCAGUUCAGUUGUUCUCUGGACUCCGGGCUCUCCACUCAGACAUGGGCUGAGGACUCUCGGAUCCACAUGUUGAGAGCAAACCGGACUUCGCGGAUGAUUUUUUGAUGAGAAGUUCACAAGCGCGCCGCCGUCGACCGUCAUUCCAGCUGCACAUAUCUGACAGGAGUCAUGAAUAACUGACGCUCCCGUUAGGACCUCUCGUUUUUUGGGACAGUCUCUGUGUGUUGUUAUGUGGUCUAAUUGUGCGGUUAUGUAACUCUAAGUGCUUUCCGUGGUAAGAAACCGCGAGUCUAUCGGUUUCGCUCAUGCUCCGGUGCAUGACUGCGCGCGCCCGCUCCCCCGCGCCUGUGCUCUGCACCGGGAAUCUGCACAGAAUCUGCCCGACCGGACCCGUGUGUCUCCUUGCGCCGUGAUAUGGCUGCGGCGAUCGCCAGUUCGCUCAUUCGACAGAAACGCCAGGCGCGCGAGUCCAACAGUGAACGAGCGGCGACCGGAAAGCGCCGCUCCAGCCCCGGUAAAGAGCCCACCGGCCGGGGCUCACUGUGCGAGCGGCACCUGUUCGGACUCUUCGGCAAAGUCCGGUUUUGCAGUGGGAAAAAGCGACCCGUGCGGAGGAAACCAGAGCCUCAACUGAAGGGGAUCGUGACCAGGCUCUUCAGUGAGCAGGGAUUUUACUUGACGAUGCAGCCGGACGGAACCAUCAGCGGGACCAAAGAUGAAAACAGCGACUACACGCUGUUUAAUCUGAUCCCGGUGGGUUUGCGGGUCGUGGCGAUUCAGGGUGUGAAAGCUGGACUCUACGUGGCCAUGAACGGAGAGGGUUUUCUGUUCUCUUCGGAGACCUUCACAGCGGAGUGUAAGUUUAAGGAGAGUGUGUUUGAGAAUUAUUACGUGAUCUACUCGUCGACACUUUACCGGCAGCACGAGAGCGGACGCGCCUGGUUCCUCGGACUCAAUAAAGAGGGAAUCAUCAUGAAGGGAAACCGGGUCAAGAAAACUAAACCGUGCUCACACUUCGUACCCAGACCCAUUGAAGUGUGUAUGUAUAAAGAGCCGUCGCUGCAUGAUAUUGACGAAAAGCAGCGGUCCAGGAAAAACUCAGGAACUCCCACUAUGAGCACCAGGAAAGAGUUGAACCAGGACUCUACCGAUCAUGAAGGCUCAUAGCCACACACGCACACACACACAAACACACUGAUCUGUAAAUGUACACACAAACACACACUCUGACACACACACACAUACACACACACAUGACCCCUGGAGCUGAAUGCUUUCUUACACCCGAACAAACAACAGCAACUUCAGCAUCGACAAACAUCAAACAAAAAUAUUAAUGAAGUAACGUGAACAACGAAUUAAAAAGCUGAAUUCUUGCCUGUUCAAAAUGUGAGUAUCCGAAAAAAAAAGAAAAAUCAGGACAUGAUUUUACAUUUUAUGCAAAGUCUGGCAAGAGUCUGUUCGUGAAGGGUGUUUCUUUCGGGAGUCUGAGCUUUAAGCCAUGUUCGAUGAUCACACGUUGAUUUAUGAAUGCCAAAAGCACUUUCACGCACCGCUAUACGUCGCUCACUUCAUUAAUAUCGAAUGUCCUCAUCGAUUGUGUCCUUUUUUAUUCUGUUUGGGAUGGGGGGAGGGGCUUGUGAAUAAUUCUGCUCUCUGAUUGGCUGAAGGGGUCAGGUACUGCUCUGCUGAUAGGCUCUGAUAGUCACGUGGCCUGACUGCAAACAGAAUCUUCUUCAUCUCAUUCCACUGUAUGAAAACUGACGUCAUCUUUUACAAUAUCUGUAGCAUAUUUACUAUUCCCUCAUACUCUACAUUUACGACCCUCGAAUGAAAUUCUGGAUUGCUACUGUACCUUUAAGACUUCUAUAUGUGAAUGAACUGUUAUGAUCGGUUAAAGGGAUAGUUCAACCAAAGGUUUAAGUUCUGUCAUCAUUUACUCAGCCUUAUUUUUCUUAAGCUGAGCACAAAAGAAGAUAUUUUGAAGAAUGUUGGCAACCAUAGUGUUUGCUUUGCCUACUAUGGAAGUCAAUGGCUACAGGUUCCUUAUUUUUUGGAGCAUGCGAAAAAAAAAAUUCAGGACAUGGUUUCAUGGUUCAUGUGACGUGGAGGCGCAUGCUUAAGGGUGUUUCUUUUGAGAGUUUUAAAAGUAUUUUGGGAGUUUUAAGAGCCUUUUGGGACUUUUACGAGUCUUUAAAGAGUCUUUUGGGAGUUUUAGGUGUCUUUGGGAGUUGUAGGAGUCCUUUAGGAGUUUUAGGAGCUUUUCUGGACUUUCAGGAGUCUUUUUAGAAUCCGUUUGGAGUCAUUUGGCAGUUUUAGGAGUUUUUGGGAGUUUUGAAAGCCUUUUGGGAGUUUUAAGAGCCUUUUGGGACUUUUUAAAGAGUCUUUUGGGAGUUUUAGGUGUAUUUCAGAGUUGUAGGAGUCCUUUAGGAGUUUUAGGAGCCUUUUUGGACUUUUAGGAGUCUUUUUAGAAUCUGUUUGGAGUCAUUUGGCAGUUUUAGGGAGUUUUAUGAGUCUUUGGGGAGUUUUAGGAGACUUUGGGACUUGUAGGAGUCUUUUAGGAGACUUUUGAAAGUGUUGAGAUCCUUUCAGGACUUUUGUGAGUCUUUAAGGGUCUUUUGGAAGUUUUAAGAGCCUCUCUGGACUUUUGGGAGUCUUUAAGAGUCUUUUAGCAUUUGGCAGGUUUAGGAGUCUUUUGGGAGUGUAGGAGUCCUUUCGGAGAAUUUUGGGAGUUUUAAGAGCCUUCCAGGUCUUUUAGGAGUCUUUUAAGGUUUUUUUGGGGAGUUUUAACAGCCUCUCUGCACUUUCAGGAAUUUUUUAAGAGUCUUUUAGGAGUCAUUUGGCAGUUUUAGGAGUCUUUUGGGAGUUUCAGGAGUCUUUUAGGAGUUUUAGAAGACUUUUGGAGUUGUAGGAGUCUUUUGGGAGUUUUGAGAGCCUUUAAGGGUCUUUUGGGAGUUUUAAGAGCCUUUCUGGACUUUCAGGAGUCUUUAAAGAGUCUUUUUUGAAUUUCUUUCUUCUGUUGAGCACAAAAAAAAGAUAUUUUGAAGAGUGUUGGUAACCAUAGUGUUUGUUUUUUUUCCUACUACGGAAGUUAAUGGUGACAGGUUACUUCAAAACAUCUACUUUUCCGUAAAAAACAAUGCAUGAUUUUACAUUUUAUGCAAAGUCUGGCAAGAGUCUGUUCGCAUCACGUGGAGAUGCAGGAGUGAGGGUUUUUAGGAGUAUUUUCAGAGUCUUCUGCGAGUUCAGGAGUCUUUCGGGAGUCUUCAAAAUAUCUGCUUUUGUAUAAUACAAGCAAAGCUAAAUUCUUGCCUGUAAAAUUGUUUUAGGACUAUCUAAAAAAACAAAUCAGGACAUGAUUUUUCAUUUAAUGCAAAGUCUUGCAAGAGUCUGUUUGGAUCACGUGGAGAUGCAUGCAUGAGGGUAUUUCUUUUGGGAGUUUUAGGAGUCUUUUGGGAAGUUCAGGAGUGCUCAAAAUAUCUGCUUUUGUGUAAAACCAACAAAACUGAAUUUUUACCUGUGAAAAAAGUUUUAAGACUAUGAAAAAAUUGUUUGUUUAAACAUUAAACAAAAAACUCAUAAAGGUAUGUAACCUCUCAAGUGUGAGUAAAUAGUGAGUAAAGUACAUUUUUUGUGUGAACUAUCCCUUUAACAUCAGUCGCUGAUUGUGUGUUUAUGUAAAUAUGGGCGGUGAUAUGUUAAUCAGACGAUUUCUAGCGAGCCAAUGAACGGCAUAGCGAAUGUUUUGAGUAUUUUGCAACCCACAUCGAACUCUUAUUUCAAGGAAAUAACGCAAGGUGUCUUGAAUGUACCUCAAGCACGUGAUGUCAUAAAGACGAUGAUGUCGCAGGAAGUGGCGGAACCUCAGUAAACGGAAUGCCCUCAUUUCACCGCACGCCUCCUGUUUUUUGAAAUGGGAGAUCUGCAUUUUUUUAUCCUGCCAAAAGCACAGACUGCCCUCUGAGUAACCGAACUGGACUUAACCACUUUAAACCAGCACACGGUGUGUGCGCGCACGCACAUAUGUGUGUGUUUGCUGAGAAUAUACUGCCCCGGCUUUCCUUCACUCAGCGUUUUUUUAAUCACUACUCGACUGUGUUCGGAAGGAGGAAUACUAGCAUACUGCUCACUGCACAGUAUAUACUGAAUACUGCCUAUUAUUUACUGCCUUUCUUAAAUAAAAUAGUAUGUGAAACGGUGCACAUUUUAAUAGUAGUAUCACUGUGUUGCAUGGGUCAUCCGGCAGAUGUUAUACAUCUGUUAAAUAACGCUGUUUUGCAUGCUUAAUCCAAUUUUGUGUAAGACGUCCUGUCAAAUAAUAACAAUAAAGAUCAUUUUUCGCACUGUAAAUGAAAGGUUGAAUGCAUUGCAUUGUGGGAUAGCUGAGCAAUGACACUGUCGGGGUACAAAAACAAUUGAAUAUGUCUCAUUACUGAUGAAAUCACAGCAACACGAUUUAUUUUUCCUCGCUUAAGCUGCUUUGAGAGUGUAUAAAGUGCUUCAUAAAUAAAUGUAAAUGACUGCUCAGAUUUAGGUAAAUGUAGUUUCUCGUCCUGCAUACUGUGCAGAGUAUGCGUACUAUAUACUGCAGAAGGAGUGAGAUGUGCUAGUAUGCUAUUCUGAACGCAGCCACAUUCCCUGAUUCAGCAAAAUAAUAAGGAAGCUGUCGCUCGAUGUUUCUGAUUGGUCGCUUGAGCACAGGUUCCUUCCCCUUUAAAUGUGAUCUACCUGCUCAUUGGUUAGAUCAUCAGUAUAUACGGGCCAAUCAGCUGGGUUUAUGAGAAGUCUUCCAUUAGUGGAGCUGCACCAGCAACAGAGGGGGGUUGGGCGUCCAAGGUCAAGGAGAGAAAACAAGGGGUCGAGAAUAAAGAUGUCUGCCUGUAUUUCGUAGAGGAUGUUGCUAAUGAAAUGAUCUUCUGCCGACCCGGGAAGUUCUUUUGUGUUUGCUGAUGUUUGCACCUUAAUUCUGAACACGUUCAUGUUCAUUAUGUAAAGAGUUCUGAAUAAAGCAUUAAACCUGCCACAGGAGGAAAACAUCAUUUCAAAAUUAAAAAGAAAAAAGAUUAAACUCUG